This is a messenger RNA of Haliotis rufescens (red abalone), 3959 nucleotides long. RefSeq lists its product as uncharacterized. The transcript is spliced from 13 exons. Gene Ontology annotation, cellular component: plasma membrane. Gene Ontology annotation, molecular function: carbonate dehydratase activity; zinc ion binding. The coding region runs from base 212 to 2806 and encodes 864 amino acids. The record is from RefSeq and is a predicted model, not a curated record. NCBI's taxonomy places the organism in Eukaryota, Metazoa, Mollusca, Gastropoda, Lepetellida, Haliotidae.
ACCCCUGCUUGCUCAAUACUCUCGCCAUGUUCAAUAAAUAUUCUCUUUAAACAACUGAUUAGAGAACAAGAACAGCGUUCAGUAUUGCAAAGAGGUCGGUUUUUGAUGUAUGCAUUUUGGUAAAGACAGACAGGAGUGACUGGCUGUAGAUCCGGCUUGUCAGAAAGUUAGAAAGCGAUAGCCCCGUGUUGGUGGUUGUCAGUCAGUGGUGAUGGCACAACAGUUCCUACAUCUAUUGCUGUCUACGCUCCUUUAUGGGGAGUCACCGACGGGUCGAAAUGGGGGCGGUGACCUCAGCCAUCAUUGGAGCUACAAGGGCGAGGCAGGCCCGGCCAACUGGUCGUUGCUAUAUCCGACGUGUAGCGGCACCAGACAGUCCCCUGUGAAUAUACAAGAUAGGAACAUCAUAUACCAGGAGUUACCUCCCUUUCGGUUCAACAACUUCGAUGGCUCAAGAACGGCAUUCAGACUUACCAACAACGGUCAUACAGCAAGUAUAUCCAUAUUUGGUAACAUGUCUGUGGAGGGAGGUGGCCUGGAUGGUCAGUACAACACCGCCGAGCUCCACUUCCACUGGGGCAGUUCCAACAACCUCGGCUCUGAACACUCCAUUAAUGGCAGAAAAUACCCCUUGGAGAUGCACAUCGUAAGUUAUGCCACCAAAUAUGGAAGCUUAUCAAACGCCAUGAGGUUCAGAGACGGUCUGGCCGUACUGGGGACGUUUUUCGACGUAACUAGGGAAAAUCCAUAUUUCAGACCAAUUGAAGACGGAUUGAUUCGAGCAAAGUAUGCUGGGAACUAUACCGAUCUACUAUCUGUGAAUCUGCUGGGACUAAUUCCGGCUGACACGUCACGCUAUUACCGUUACUACGGCAGUCUGACCACGCCCCCUUGUCAUCAAAGCGUCAUGUGGACAUUGUUUGAGGAUGUUCAAUACAUAUCUCCAUAUCAGAUCCAUAUGCUAAGACGUCUAUAUGAGUCUCACCAUGAUUCUCAUGAUCAUGGAGGUCACGGAGGUCAUGCAGAGGGUAGGAGGCAAGGAGGUCAUGGCUUCGCAAGCAACCAUAACACCCCAAUGAAAGCUUUACCUCUUGAAGAGUUCCUCAUGGACAACUACCGGCCCACCCAACCUCAUUUCGAUCGAGUCAUUAAUUGUAACAUCCUACGCUAUGCGGAUCCCCAAUAUAUACAACAGUCACGAUUGCAACUUGACAGCCAGCCAAGGCAAAAUGAUUUUAUAACGCAACGACUGUCUCAAAUAAAUGUUGACGCUUUGUUCAACAAGACCCUUCAACGAUGGCUUCAAAGCAAGGGUUUAUCUCCUAACGCCUUGACCCCUGAACAACUGGGCAUGCACGCACAAGGGCAAUCUCCUGGAGCUGCACAUUUUCCCCAACAGGGGUCAUUCAACGUGGGCCAUCCCGAUCCGGUUCAAGGGAACGGUGGCAAUACAGGACCUGGGCGUGGCAUUCCACACACCAGUCAUCAGGGUCAUUCCAAUGGUAUAAACCAAGGCCAGGUGUUCGGAAAUACACAGGGAGGGACUAGCCAGACGGGUGCAGGUGCUGCAAGACCACCAGAUCAGCUUGACCUUCAGGUCAUACAAACACAGAGGAUUGGACCAAAUGGCGAGCAGCUGACUGAGAUACAGGUUCAGCUGGAUCCAAAUGGUCCAAAUGGCGCAAUGACUCAAGAAGAGCUUCAGCAACUUUUAGGUGACCCAGCAAUCAUGGACCAGAUUCGUCAGAUUGUCAGCAGCCAGACGGGAGGCAAUGGUCAGGUCCACGAAAUUAUCGUGGCUGCGCCAGCCACGGCCAACCAGGGUUUCGCGCAAUCACAAUUCCAAGAUCCACAGGCCUUUGGAGGAGCGGGUGCAUCACCUCAGGGAUCCACGAUGCAAGGGGCUCCCCAGACGCUGCAGUAUGCGUCAGGUCAGAACGAGGCUCAUGUACUAGAGUUCCAUCCGAGUGUCCCGCAGUUUCUCAUUGAUGAAUUACUUCGAUACCCGCAAUGGUCCUUACACUACAACGAAACACUCAUAGAAAUUAACGAUCUCAUGCGUGACCUGGCCGCUGCAUCUGUAACAACUGUACCACCACCCAGGCAGAACCAGAUGAAUCAGUUCCAGCCCGCCCAGCCACUCCCUGUCCAGGGUGUCCAGCCAGGGCUACUCCAGGGUCAAGGUGUGCAAGUUGGUCAUCUGGAAGGGGUCAACAUGAACCUUCAAGGGGUUCAUGUGGAUCAAGUUGGAAUGGGGCAUGGCCAUACACAUGGGGUGGGACAUAGUCAUGGUCAAGGUCAUGGAGGUAUGGGUCAAGGUCAGGGAACUUUUGAUCAAGGUCACAGAAGAAUAGAUCAAGGUCAUAGAAGCAUGCGACACAGUCAAGGUCAUGUCGGACAAAGUCAUGGGAAUAUUGGGCAAGGCAUUGGCGAUAUUGGACAAGGAAACAUGGGUCAAGGUCACAUGCAAUCAGUGCAAUUUGGUCAGUCCCAAAACAUUGGCCAACAAGGCUUAGGUAAUAAUUUUGGGCAACCUGGCUCUCAAUUUGAUCAGCAUCAGACUGGUGGAACAUUUAUUCAGAGAGCACCAACAUUUCAAGUAGAUCCCUUCUCAGCAAUAAAUGGAAAUAUUCAAGUCGACCCUAUACAGAGUGUGCACAUAGGUCAACAGACAGGGAACAUGGGCCGUGUUGACCUUUCAAGAAGCGGAGGGACGCAACGCUUCCAGAAUGUCGGUGCAAACACAGGCCAAGCUGAUCUUCAAAUAAUCUCAGCUCGGGAAAUGAAGUUCCCGCCAUGGAAAUGACCACCGACAACACUAAUCCUCAUGAGCAUGCACGUUUUUGUGUGUGUGUACUUACACUAUUUUAGUAUCUAUGAGGAUUGAUAUUUUGUACAAAAAUGAUUUGACCAAAUGCUUGUUAAUACACUAACAUUACACAUGGAAAGAUCAAGCAUUAAACCUGUGCCAUGGAUGUAAAUCUAAAACAUGGUACAUUUAUUAAGCUUGGUUCUUGCAGCGCUAAUGAAUCAUUCUGUGUAUCAUCUUUGUAAUUAUUUAUCAUUGAAUAUCUGGUCCAAAGAUCAGUCAAGUAUUGUUGAGUUUAUAUGUUUGCUAUUUGAAUGUAAACACAGACUAAUUCUGACUGCAUUUACUAAAACAUAUUGAAGAGAUUGUGAUGCUACACCUACUCACUUGUGCACAUCUUAAGGGUCGAGUAUGGUCCAGGUUUUUAAAAACGCGAUCCUGUCCUAUUUUGGAAACAUGAAUAAAGACACCUCAGAAGUCCAGCUUCUGUUGCCAUGGUCUUUCUGUCGUACCAUGUACAACAAAUUGAUAUAAGUUUAUCACCACGCCAUGUCAAAUGGGGAUCAACCAGUCUUAUAACAAGAAUGCAUCCUUUCCUAUAGCUUCCCACUGCCUCCCAUAAUUACAACCAAUCAAUCUAUGACAAAUCUGGUACAAAAGUUAUCAUUGCAAGUCCUUAAAGGGGGACAAGUCUCCACAAUCUGGUGCCAUGUUUAGUUUCAGUCUCACCUUCUAAUCACUGGCCUGAGUAUGAUACAUUGUUUGUGUGUAAUUGGGGUACUCAUCAACUACUAGAUUGACAUCCAUCACACAUAAUGGUUCUGAAAGACUUGAGCUAUAUUUCUGGCUCUGCCAAGCCUAGUUCUCUUUAAUGUACAUAUUGAGAUUGACUUUGUAGCUGUGCCUGUAUCAACUCUCCUGUAUGUUAUUGGUAUCUGCCUUCUGUUAGUGAAAAUGACCGUUUACUUUUAGACUGGAGUGUACCAAUCUGUGGUUUGCUUUCGACAGAGUUGCAUAACAAACGAAAUUCACAGCUACUAAGUCAAUAUGUUUACCUGGAGUGUUUUGUAGUAUUGUCAGAAUCAUUCGCGAAGUAUUUCUCUGGUACUGCUGAUCUGGAAUUUUGGUUGAAUAAAACGCAUAAAACAAA